Mucor mucedo is the source of this 1956-nucleotide messenger RNA. RefSeq lists its product as uncharacterized. Lineage: Eukaryota; Fungi; Mucoromycota; Mucoromycetes; Mucorales; Mucoraceae. Gene Ontology annotation, cellular component: cytoplasm; mRNA cleavage factor complex. The transcript is spliced from 8 exons. The record is from RefSeq and is a predicted model, not a curated record. The coding region runs from base 191 to 1906 and encodes 571 amino acids. Gene Ontology annotation, molecular function: mRNA binding; RNA polymerase II complex binding. Gene Ontology annotation, biological process: termination of RNA polymerase II transcription.
GCACACCUAUUUUUUUUUUCUUUUUUCUUUUUUCUUCCUUGUACUUUCUUUCUUUUCAGUAAACCCUUUUAAAAAAAAAGAAUUUCUCUUUCCUUUGAGCAGAUUGAUUCUUGAUUUAAUUUUGUUAGAAAGGAAAAUAAAAAUAUAUAUAAUACAUUUGCAUCUUUUCCAUCUUUUUUUUUAUAAAUAAAUGUCAUUAAAUACAAUGAAUAGUGGUCAACAACAUCAACAGCAACAGAAUGGUAGUAGCAGGGAUUUUGAAACGGUUCGUCGUAACUAUCGAUCAGCAUUGUCCGAGCUUACUUUCAAUAGUAAACCUAUUAUUACCAAUCUGACUAUUAUGGCUCAAGAAAAUCAAGGUGCUGCAAGUCUUAUUGUAAGGGAAAUUGAAAACCAAUUGAGAAAUAAUGCUCCCGGUCAAAAACUACCAGUGCUUUAUUUGAUUGAUUCUAUCUGCAAAAAUGUCGGUGGGUCUUAUAUUACUAAUUUUGCAAGAAACAUGGUGAACGUAUUCUUGGACGCGUAUACUUUGACGGAUAGCACGGUCAAGAAAAGUUUCGAAAGACUGCUCCAGACCUGGAAAAAUGGAAUGCCCGGUGGCCAUCCCGUUUUCCCUCGUCAUAUUAUUGAAUCCAUCGAAAGAUCAAUUGUUUAUAUUCGUGAAAAGGCUUCUCCUCAUCCAAGAUAUCCUCAUAAUAAUACUAGUUCACCUUCAUUAUCACACAAUAAUAAUAAUAAUAGUAAUAAUAAUAAUAAUCCUAAUUCCGCUGCUAUUCAUGUUAAUCCAAAUUUUGUAAACAAGGAGCCAAGAAUUAGUGCUAGAGAUCCUCGUAACAGAAGUCCUCAAAUUAUCCCAUCAGAUAAGGCACCUUCUACCUCUUCUUCUUUACUCUCUCAGUUACAGUCCAUGCUUCCUUCUCCUCAAACAACCUCGCUUUCUACCACGGAUCCCAUCUCACAAAUCAUUGAUCAAAUCAAGGCUAUAUUACCUACAUUACCUCCGACCCAGGCUUCAUCUAUUGAACAAUACCUUUCCCAAAUCGCUUCCCCUUCAUUAGCCCCUGCCGUUGUCACACCUUCACCUACCCUUUCAUAUGCCAGUACAAUUUUACCUGCUCAAAAAGCUGCUCCUGCUAAAGUUGAUACAGCUGAUUUGUUAAAAAGUUUGACUUCGAUGGGCUAUUUAUCGCCUUCUCCUGUUCCUGCUGCUAUUGCUGUAAUGAAACCCAUUGUACCAACUGAGAACACAACCUCACUUAACAACAAUCUGGGUCUCUUUUUAUUAGACUCCAAAGAUCUGCAGAUUGCUAGACCUGGAGCGAUCGAGUUACUGUACUCGGCCAAACCUUUACAAUGUAAGCAGUGUGGAUUCAGAUAUCCCAAAACCGACAAAGGCCAAGCCAAAAUGGAUGCUCAUUUGGAUGCUCAUUUUAGACAGAAUCGAAAGAUGAAGGAAAGAGUGAAGCGUGGACUCUCUCGUUCGUGGUUUGUUACAGUGGAAGAGUGGAUUAAUGGUGAAGGAGGGGAAUCUACUAGCCAACAAGCUCCCGCAUUUUUACAUGAUGGUAUGGGACACGUGAAUAGCAAGUCUACCGAAAAAUCUGCUCAGCCUAGCGAAGAAACUAUCAACCCAGAUCAUUACACAGUUAUUAUGCCUAAUGAUGAUAGCCGAAAGCCUUGUGCUAUUUGUGGAGAAAGAUUUAUUGACUUUUGGAAUGAUGAUGAAGAGGAGUGGAUGUACAAGAACGCAAUCAUGAUUGAAGACAAGAUUUAUCAUGCUACCUGUCAUGCAGAUGCAAUUAAAAGUGGCAACUUGGCAGACGAUACCGAGAUGCGUGAUGUAAAUAAUAAACGUAAAAUGGAAGAGCAAAUUGGUCAGGUGUCAAAACAUGCACGUACAUUAUAAAUAAAUUAAGAAAAAAAAAUAAUAAAAAAAUAUAUAUAUAUAUUAAAGAU